AUGUAUCUCCCUUCUAUCAUUUAUCUGCUUCUCAACUCCAUUAUCUUUAUCAUCUCGGGCGCUCCAAUCAGCACCCAUAACAGCCUAUCACAAGAAGUGUCAACAACAGCAUCACCGUCAUCUACCUCUACCUCAUCCACCAGCGUAAUAAAAAUCACCAAACUCAACCCCUUCUACUGGAUCGCUACCUUCUCCUCCGAAGGCUUCCACUCAUCCAACUCAUCAUCCACUGAGUCCCUUCCAAUAAACCUGCAAAACAACGCCUUUUUCACCUCAUUCUAUGCUCUUUGCGAUGAAAUUCUCUCGUCUAGCCCUCUAAAAGUGGUAGUUUUCACCUCAUCUUCGGAAUAUUUCUUCUCCACCCACGUCGAUCUCGUGAAUCCCCUCUCCGGGCAUCUAUGGCCGGGUUCACCAAAGUACUGGGACUGCAUUAGCCGUCUCGCAAACUCCAAUGUGCUGACGGUGGCGGCUAUCAGGGGAAUUGCCUACAAUGCGGGCGCGGAGAUUGCGGCUGUGAUGGAUGUAAGGUUUGCAAGUAGGGAGAAAGGUGUGCUUGCACAAUUGGAGGUUGGGUUUGGAGGUAAUCCUGGCGGUGGAGGGAUCGAAAUGCUCUCUCGUCUAACGGGCCGGAGCCGCGCACUCGAGGUUGUACUAGGUUCUGAUCGCAUUGAUGCCGAUACGGCAGCUCUUUAUGGAUGGAUAAACCGUGCAAUCCCAGACUCAGAAUUCGACUUUUUCGUCGACAACUUUGCACGUCGUGUAGCAGGUUGGGAUCAUUUUGCCAUAGCCGCAGCUAAGAAGCUCAUAAAUGAGCGUACGGGAUUUCCCACCGCUGUUCAGCAGCAAGGGAGCUUCAACUCGUUCUUGGCAGAUGUGGCUCAAGGCGCGGUGCCUGCAAGAUUGAAGGCUAUGUCUGAUGCAGGGUUGCAGAGAGAUUUGGAUUUUGAGAUCAAUUUACAUCAGGAGGAAUUGAGGUUUGUGGGAGACGGGCCUUGGAACGUUUAG
Messenger RNA from Sclerotinia sclerotiorum 1980 UF-70, 1005 nucleotides. RefSeq lists its product as hypothetical. The record is from RefSeq and is a predicted model, not a curated record. NCBI's taxonomy places the organism in Eukaryota, Fungi, Ascomycota, Leotiomycetes, Helotiales, Sclerotiniaceae. The transcript is spliced from 3 exons. The coding region runs from base 1 to 1005 and encodes 334 amino acids.